Molecule: messenger RNA, 2714 nt
Organism: Chelonia mydas (Green sea turtle)
Lineage: Eukaryota; Metazoa; Chordata; Testudines; Cheloniidae
Gene: SMARCB1
Product: SWI/SNF related, matrix associated, actin dependent regulator of chromatin, subfamily b, member 1
Exons: 9
Coding region: 145-1470 (441 amino acids)
Biological process (GO): regulation of transcription by RNA polymerase II; chromatin remodeling
Cellular component (GO): nuclear chromosome; nucleus
Molecular function (GO): transcription coregulator activity
Source: RefSeq, a predicted model, not a curated record
CCUUUAAGGCCGCGCCCACUCCGGGUAGGGGCUCCCCGAGCCGCGGUUUCGGCGCAUGCGCAUUGAUCGGGCGGAGUAGGCCGCAGCCCCCCGCUUGCUUCCCCUCCGCGCCCGGCGCCCCCCGGCCCUGCGCCCGCCGCCGCGAUGAUGAUGAUGGCGCUGAGCAAAACCUUCGGGCAGAAGCCCGUCAAGUUCCAGCUGGAGGAGGACGGCGAGUUCUACAUGAUCGGGUCCGAGGUGGGGAACUACCUACGAAUGUUUCGUGGCUCCCUAUACAAGAGGUAUCCCUCCCUCUGGAGGCGACUAGCCACAGUAGAAGAGAGGAAGAAAAUAGUUGCAUCUUCACAUGAGUCUCAGCGGAGUCACAGCCCCAGAAGAUAUCAUGGUUAUACGACACUAGCCACUAGUGUGACUCUCUUGAAAGCCUCUGAAGUGGAAGAGAUCUUGGAUGGAAAUGAUGAGAAAUACAAGGCAGUGUCUAUCAGCACAGAGCCUCCCACCUACCUCAGAGAGCAGAAAGCAAAAAGGAAUAACCAGUGGGUGCCAACCCUACCCAACAGCUCUCAUCACCUCGAUGCUGUGCCAUGCUCAACAACCAUCAACAGAAACCGCAUGGGCAGGGAUAAGAAGAGAACCUUCCCGCUCUGUUUUGAUGACCAUGACCCGGCAGUGAUCCAUGAGAAUGCAUCCCAGCCAGAGGUUCUGGUUCCAAUCCGAUUGGACAUGGAAAUCGAUGGGCAGAAACUCAGAGAUGCUUUUACGUGGAACAUGAAUGAAAAGCUAAUGACCCCAGAAAUGUUCUCGGAGAUUCUCUGUGAUGACCUGGAUUUGAAUCCUCUGACCUUUGUUCCUGCCAUUGCCUCUGCAAUUCGACAACAGAUUGAGUCUUAUCCAACUGACAGUAUCCUAGAGGACCAAUCAGAUCAACGAGUUAUUAUUAAGCUAAAUAUCCACGUGGGGAACAUUUCCCUGGUAGACCAGUUUGAAUGGGACAUGUCGGAGAAGGAGAACUCCCCGGAGAAGUUUGCACUGAAGCUGUGUUCAGAGCUUGGGCUGGGUGGCGAAUUUGUCACCACCAUCGCUUACAGCAUUCGGGGACAGCUGAGCUGGCAUCAGAAGACUUAUGCCUUCAGUGAGAACCCUCUGCCAACUGUAGAGAUCGCCAUUCGCAACACAGGUGAUGCUGACCAGUGGUGCCCUCUGCUCGAAACCCUGACGGACGCGGAGAUGGAGAAGAAGAUCCGAGACCAAGACAGAAACACAAGGUGCUGCCCGUUCAUACAGUUUUCAUUCUGGCCCCUCUCUAGGAUAGAAUUUUUAAAAGCUUUGAUGUUUUAUUUUUCUCUGCUGAGAGCCAGCUGGCAGGAUUUCAGAUCAAUACACCAGAAAGAGGAUUUCUCUCUCCUUUUGCUUCAGGAUAUUAAACUGUUAUCACAUCACUCUGCAAGUGUCUUAACAUUUUCAUUUUGACCAUCUCCUGCUCAAAGCUCGCUCCUCUCUAGUGCAGUAAUAUCUGGGGUCUCGAAGAGUCUUAAGACUAAAUGCCACAUGCUGCCUAGCAUCCUGACAAAGCUUCCCUUUUAUGCGUGGAGAUGCACUGUUUGAAGUAGGAGUGACGUUCCAAACCCCAGCCUGGUUAACUGCACUUCUGCCUAUUGGCUGGCACAGGUAGGAACACUGUUGUGAUUACAAGAGCAGCUUUUUCCCCUGUAGGGGGAGACCUACAAAGCAGCACUGCAGGGUCAGCUUAAGCUGUUCAAACCUGUAUGGAUGUGAAGUGAAAUCUGCCUGGUUUAUCUCCCCAAGAUACUGUAGAUAAUAAAACUGAGAGAUUCUAGUGGUUCAAGCAACAGCCAUGGAUUGCUCAAAACUAUGGAGUCCCUGCCAUUGGUAUCUGAUAAACAAACCGUCUCCCAGUUAUUUAAUACUCAAUUUGGUAAGACUGUGACAUUCUGAUACUCAGGAGCUGUAAGCUCUUGCAGUAAAGCUGAACUGUCAGUGGCUGAUGGAUGUUGAAACACAAUUCAGGCUGAAAGAACACAUGGAAAUGAGUAGCCAGGUUUCUCAGCAAUGGCAGAAAUGCCAUACACUCUUCAGGAGCUGGGCAGAUAACAAUGUGGUUCAAGUCAUUAGUACAACCAGGCUAGGGUAUUAACUAGCAAAUAAGUUUGUCUACCAGCCCCUAUGACUGUGCAGUAACUUGCCCUUUAGCAUCUGGGAGGGCUGUGUGCUGCCAUUCCAGGCAGAUCUACUAAAACAUAAUUUCCCAAUCACUUACUGUGCCUUUUUCUCCCUCACUUCCUACAGGCGCAUGAGACGUUUGGCCAACACUGCUCCAGCCUGGUAACCCUCCCUGAUAUGACAGUGGUAUUCAUCCUACGGACUCUGUCUCCACUCCACUCCUCUCCCCCAAAAGGACCUAGGAGAUUGGCAGGGGUUUGUCUUGAAUCUUUUUGGCCCAGAAUGAGGACAUACAUUCCACUUGCCAAGCAGUUCAGGGUACUGCUGACUCCCACCCCUGCCCCCACCUUAAUGCCAUGGGCCGAGAACGUUCCAUUAGCACGUUAUCCAUCCGAGACCUGUGGCAGCUGUCAGAGCCCUCAUGUACCUGUGUGUGGACUGAGUAAAGAUUUUUUUUUUUUUUUUUUUUUUUUUUGGUAUACGUGCAAGGUGCACUGUUAAGACAACUUUUAAAAUAAAAGGAAUGCAUAAUG